AUGAUCAACUUCCAGGUCGUCAUCUUGGCCUGCUCUGACGGGCGGCAGCUCUACCCCCUCACGUUGGGGGGCGCGGUGGAGUGCUUGCUGCCCGUCGGGCUGAGGCCCGCCCUGUCAUAUCCGCUCCAGGUCGUCCAGGAUGCCGGACUUUCGGACGCCAUUGUAGUUGUUGCAGGUGAACAAGCAGCCAGCAGCGUGAAAUCAUGGCUUGCACAACAGCAGGCCCCAAGCGGCAUUCAUUGCAAGGUCAUCACAAUCCCUGAAGGUGGCAACGAUAUCGAUGGGCUGGCAGCUGCGUUGGCUGCAGUUACAACAGAUAUUGUUGUGGUGAUGGACACUGGCGUCAUCACGGAUGUAUCCCUGAGGGCCUUGGUCUGCUCUCACUAUGUCGGGUCGGCUGUGGCUACUGUCGCGCUUAUCAAGCGCAAAGCCAGUGCAUCCAAAAACACAAAGCCCGGGAAAGCCCCAAAGCACGUGGAUUACACAGCUGUGGACGAUGUUCACUCCAGGCUACUGUUCUAUGCGAGCGAACCUGAAGCUUUGAAGGACGUUCAGGUUCCAAGAAGUGUGCUGAAGCAUUCCAUGAAAUUGUCAAUCACCACCGACUACAUUGACACCCAUCUGUAUGUCUUCUCCAGGCCAGUGUUUUCUGUCCUGGAAGGAAAGUCGAACAUGCAGAGCGUCCAGCGCGACCUGCUGCCAUUCCUGGUCAGGCACCAAUUUGUUGUGCCGUUGAAGGAAGAGCAAGCCCGUGCCAGCAGCAAGCUGGCACCAUCAAGCUCAGAACAAGGCACAAACGGAGAUACCAAUGGGGAUCUCAGGCAUGGCGAAUUUCACCUUGAUACCUUCAUGAUUGAGGGUGGAGAGUACUGUGCACGAAUCCGGUCGGUGCAGACAUAUGCCGACAUGAACAAGGAGCUUGCCUCCCCCGAGCUGUGCUCCAGGCUUGUGGGGGUGCAGUCCACGAAACAGGAUAGCUACGUGCACCAGACCGUUGAACUGGGAAACAAGGCGACGAUUGCGUCGUCUUGCAUGGUGGGAGAGGGCACGCAGGUUGGAGAUAGGAGCAGCAUAAAGAGAGCAGUCAUUGGCAAGAAAUGCAGAAUAGGCAACAACGUGAAGAUAAUCAACUCGGUCUUGCUCGAUGGCGUGAAAGUGGGCGAUAGUUGCCAUGUCCAGAACUCGGUGAUUGGGGCAGGCAGCAUCAUCGGGGACCAGGCAACUUUGAGGGACUGUCAGGUUGGUCCUGAUCAGACCAUUCCCCAUGAAGCUGAGUGCAGAGACGAAGUACUUCCCCGGCCACAGGAGUAA
Ostreobium quekettii is the source of this 1311-nucleotide messenger RNA. The record is from the annotation of a GenBank genome assembly. NCBI's taxonomy places the organism in Eukaryota, Viridiplantae, Chlorophyta, Ulvophyceae, Bryopsidales, Ostreobiaceae.